CUUGCAAUGGAAGCCGACGCUUCGUCAUACAAGAUUAUAUUGGGCUCAUCCUCUAUUGCACGCCGGAAGAUAUUGGCUGAAAUGGGCUACCAAUUCACGACAAUGACCGCAGAUAUUGAUGAGAAAAGCAUCCGAAAGGAAACUCCUGAAGAGUUGGUCAUGGCUUUAGCUGAAGCCAAGGCUGAUGCCAUCAUCUCAAAACUCCAAACAACCAAUAGUCAAGAGGCUGUUGAUGAAUCGACAAUUUUAAUUGCAGCGGACACAGCAGAAGCUAUUUUAAAGAGGCUCCCCGUUGAUGACCACAUAAAGGAUGCUGAGCCAACAUUAUUAAUUACCUCUGAUCAAGUGGUGGUCUAUGAAGGCGUGAUAAGGGAAAAGCCAUCUAACAAAGAAGAAGCUCGACAAUUCUUGAAAGAUUAUUCUGGAAAGCAUGCAGCAACUGUAGGGUCUGUGCUAGUUACAAACCUCAAAACAGGGUUCCGUAAAGGAGGAUGGGAUCGUGUGGAGAUAUAUUUCAAUGAAAUACCAGAUGAGAUCAUCGAGAAGCUGGUUGACGAGGGAGUGACACUCAACGUUGCUGGGGGUCUCAUAAUUGAGCAUCCUUUAAUAUUACCAUUAGUCAAAGAAGUGGUAGGGACAACGGAUAGUGUGAUGGGACUUCCCAAAGCUCUGACUGAAAAUCUCUUAAAGCAGGCCGUGUAGCUGUCGCUGCCCUUGCGCCUUGGCAGACUAAUUAAUUUAAAUGACAUUAACCAAACUCUGCAUUUUCUGAGAACAGUAACACUAUUCUGCCGAAAUGUCGUGGCUGUCAUUUCUGGGCUGUUUCUGGCAAGAUGGCCAGUUUGCACAA
This is a messenger RNA of Neltuma alba, 850 nucleotides long. Its product is annotated as 7-methyl-GTP pyrophosphatase-like. Gene Ontology annotation, molecular function: nucleoside triphosphate diphosphatase activity. Lineage: Eukaryota; Viridiplantae; Streptophyta; Magnoliopsida; Fabales; Fabaceae. The transcript has 10 exons. The record is from RefSeq and is a predicted model, not a curated record. The coding region runs from base 7 to 702 and encodes 231 amino acids.